Messenger RNA from Protobothrops mucrosquamatus (brown spotted pit viper), 1575 nucleotides. It is a transcript of the gene TM9SF1, whose product is annotated as transmembrane 9 superfamily member 1. Gene Ontology annotation, biological process: protein localization to membrane. The record is from RefSeq and is a predicted model, not a curated record. Lineage: Eukaryota; Metazoa; Chordata; Lepidosauria; Squamata; Viperidae. Bases 16 to 1575 code for a protein of 519 amino acids. The transcript is spliced from 4 exons. Gene Ontology annotation, cellular component: membrane.
CUGGAUGGGGACCGCAUGGCCGAGUCCAUGUACGAGAUCCACUUCCGGCAGAACGUGGAGAGCAAGAUCCUUUGCAAGAAGAAGCUCUCCCCGGAUGAGGUAGAGCGCCUCCGGCAGGCCAUCGAGGAACUCUACUACUUUGAAUUUGUGGUGGACGACUUGCCGCUCCGUGGCUUCGUGGGCUACAUGGAGGAGAGCGGCUUCCUGCCCCACACCCACAAGAUUGGCCUCUGGACCCACUUGGACUUCUACCUGGAGUGGAACGGCGAUCGUAUCGUCUACGCCAACGUCAGCAUUCGCAACGUGAAGCCCACCAGCUUGGACGACAUCCAGGGUGUGCUGCCCGUCACCUACACCUACAGCGUCCAUUGGUCGGAGACCAGCGCGGAACGUCCAGGGGAACGCCGAGGAGGCCACAACGGGGACGACGGCUUCUUCCCUCACACCCUGGAGAUCCACUGGCUCUCCAUCAUCAACUCCAUGGUACUGGUGUUCCUGCUGGUGGGCUUUGUGGUGGUCAUCCUCAUGCGGGUCCUCAAGAAUGACCUGGCCCGCUACAACCUGGAUGAGGAGGCCUCUUCGUCCUCCUCAGGAGAUGACUUUGAUCAAGGGGACAACGGGUGGAAGAUCAUCCACACGGACGUCUUCCGGUUCCCACCGUACCGCAGCCUCCUCUGCGCCGUGUUGGGCGUGGGCAGCCAGUUCCUGGCCUUGGGCACCGGCAUCAUCGUGAUGGCUCUGCUGGGCAUGUUCAACGUCCACCGACACGGGGCCAUCAACUCGGCCGCCAUCCUCCUCUAUGCCUUGACCUGCUGCAUCUCUGGCUACGUGUCCAGCAGCUUUUAUCGCCAGAUCGGGGGCGAGCGGUGGGUCUGGAAUAUACUGCUGACCACCAGCCUUUUCUCCGCUCCCUUCUUCCUGACCUGGAGCGUGGUGAACUCCGUCCACUGGGCCAACGGCUCCACCCAGGCCCUGCCGGUCUCCACCAUCUUCCUGCUGCUGACCGUCUGGCUGCUGGUGGGCUUCCCGCUGACGGUCAUAGGCGGCAUCUUUGGCAAGAAUCGGGCCACGCCCUUCGACGCCCCCUGCCGCACCAAGAACAUCGCCCGGGAGAUCCCGUCCCAGCCCUGGUACAAGUCCACCCUGGUGCACAUGACCAUCGGAGGCUUUCUGCCCUUCAGUGCCAUUUCGGUGGAGCUCUACUACAUCUUCGCCACCGUCUGGGGCCGGGAGCAGUACACCCUGUACGGCAUCCUCUUCUUCGUCUUCGCCAUCCUGCUGAGCGUCGGGGCCUGCAUCUCCAUCGCCCUCACCUACUUCCAGCUGUCGGGCGAGGACUACCGCUGGUGGUGGCGCUCCAUCCUCAGCGCCGGCUCCACCGGCCUCUUCAUCUUCCUCUACUCGGUCUUCUACUACACCCGCCGCUCCAACAUGUCCGGCACGGUGCAGACGGUGGAGUUUUUCGGCUACUCGCUGCUGACCGGCUACGUCUUCUUCCUCAUGCUGGGCACCAUCUCCUUCUUCGCGUCGCUGAAGUUCAUCCGUUACAUCUACGUCAACCUGAAGAUGGACUAG